Arachis stenosperma is the source of this 3564-nucleotide messenger RNA. Its product is annotated as pre-mRNA-processing factor 39-2. The record is from RefSeq and is a predicted model, not a curated record. Lineage: Eukaryota; Viridiplantae; Streptophyta; Magnoliopsida; Fabales; Fabaceae. Gene Ontology annotation, cellular component: commitment complex; U2-type prespliceosome; U1 snRNP. Gene Ontology annotation, biological process: mRNA 5'-splice site recognition; RNA processing. The coding region runs from base 74 to 3178 and encodes 1034 amino acids. Gene Ontology annotation, molecular function: protein binding. The transcript has 13 exons.
UUUUCGCUUUUUCAUUUGUCUUCAAGAAUUUGAUGUAGCAGGGAGGGAGAAAAGGAAAGAGAGGCAUCGGAACAUGGCAGCGACGCUCACAGAUUCUACCCGUUGCUUUGACGCUCUUAAACUUCGAGAAUUUAUAUCUGAGGGUUCACUUGAUUUCGAACAAUGGACUUCACUCAUCUCUGAUGUUGAGAAAAUCUAUCCUGAUGACAUGGAGAAAAUAUGUCUGACAUAUGAAAAUUUCUUAUCCAACUUCCCAUUGUGUUUUGGGUAUUGGAGGAAGUAUGCUGCUCACAUGGCACGCUUAUCCACUGCAGAUAAGGUUUUGGAAGUCUUUGAAAAAGCUGUUUUGGCUGCAACGUAUUCAGUAGGGAUGUGGGUCGAUUACUGUAGCUUCUCCAUGUCGGCUUUUGAAGACCCAUCUGAUGUUCGGAGAUUGUUCAAGAGAGCGGUUUCCUUUGUUGGGAAGGACUAUUUAUGCCAUACGUUGUGGGACAAGUAUAUUCAGUUUGAGUUUUCCCAGCAGCAGUGGGUUUCUCUUGCUCAAAUUUAUAUCCAGACUCUUGAGUUCCCAACCAAAAAGUUGCACCAGUAUUAUGAUAGUUUUAAAAAGUUAUUAAACCUUUUGGAAGGGGGUGUAGCAAGCCUGGAUAGUUCCCCAAAGGAAUUACAAUCUGAACCAAGUUUUGAUGGUGAAAUUCCUGUAGAUUGCAAGCAUGACAAGAUUUAUUGUGUUAUCAAAGAUAUGAUGGAUUCAUCCGCUGGAUUGACUCGUUCCAUCGCCCUAAAAAAGUACAGGAUCAUUGGAGAACAGUUUUAUCAAAGGGCUCAUGAGUUGGAUUUGAAGAUUAGUCCUUUUGAGGCUAAUAUACAGAGAAAUUACUUUCAUGUCUGGCCACUGGAUGACAGUCAAUUGCAGAAUUGGCAUGAUUAUCUUGAUUUUAUUGAACUUCAAGAGGAUUUUGACUGGGCUGUGAAACUUUAUGAACGAUGUUUGAUUGUGUGUGCCAACUACCCUGAGUACUGGAUGCGUUAUGUGGAGUUCAUGGAAACCAGGGGAGGAAGAGAAAUUGCAAACUACUCUCUAGACCGAGCAACAGAAAUUUAUUUGAAGAGUGUACCAGAAAUCCAUUUCUUUAAUGCCAGGUUUAAAGAACAAAUAGGAGAUGUUUUAGCUGCUCGCGCUGCAUAUAUUCAGCAGACUGGUAAAGAGUCAGAUUCUGAUUUUGUGCAGAAUGUUAUAUCAAGAGCCAAUAUGGAGAAACGUUUGGGAAAUAUGGAGUCAGCUUGUGGUAUAUACAAAGAAGCAAUAGAGAUGGCUGUAGCUGAAGAGAAUUUACAGCAUGCCCUCCCUAAUUUAUAUGUCCAUUUCUCUCACCUAAAAUAUAUGAGUUCAAACAAUAUGGAUGCUGCUAGAGACAUCUUGAUAGAUGGCAUAAAGAAUUUGCCUCAAAACAAACAGCUUCUGGAGGAGUUGCUAAAGUUCUCAAUGGUGCAUGGAGGGUCAAUGUCCAUGGCUGUAAUAGACACAAUUAUUGCAGAAGCAAUAUCUCCAAGACCUGAUGGAUCUCAAGGUCUGGGUGUAGAAGACGCUGAGGAUAUAUCAAACUUAUACCUAAAGUUUGUUGAUUAUUGUGGAACUAUACGUGAUUUAAGGAAGGCAUGGAAUCGGCAUAUAAAAUUGUUUCGGGCAUCUUCCAGGGCAGAUACACAUCAGCAAUCAACUAAAUGUAGAAGGUCACUGAAUUUGAUCCAGGAUAGGAGUAAGGAGACUUCCAUUGAUAUAUGUAAUCAGCUAUCCAAAGAUUCUAGUUCUGACAUGCAUGCUUCUUUGCAUUCCCAAGAGGAGAAAAUGUCACCACAAAAAUAUCCUUUCCCAGAUUCCAAGGAACCAAGAAAUAAUUAUCCUGAAAAUAUAUUAUCUGCAGAUUUAGUGGAAGUGAAAGAGGAACCUGCCAAAGUUCCUAAGCAUUCCAAACCAAAUAGUUAUGAAUCUGAUGUUUCAUCAGAAACUUUAUUACAUCAAACAGCUAGUGGAAAUCAACCCUCACAAGCUUUGCAAUCAUCCCCAAAAGUAGAUAAUUAUUCUCAGGGGAAGUGUGAACUUGGGCAUGAAGAACUGAAGCCACUUUCUCAGAAAAGCAUGUCACCAAACAGCCAGGAAAGGAUUCAUGAUUCAGGACCAAUGGUGUCUCGGGAGGAGGAUUAUACUGCAGGGGUGGUAGUUGAUGGUCUUACGGGACACCGAGGCAAUCUUGUAAGCACUCAAGAUUCCGAGUCUGCCCAAACAUGCAUUGAAGUAGAUGACGGUUCAUAUUCAGCAUCCUGGCAAGGCCAUAGAGCAAGAAGACCACUUCUACCACCUCGGUUGUCGAGAAAUCAUGGUGGAAACUUGCAUCAGAUGAAAAAUGCUGGAAAAUUUCGCAAAGGUCCCAAAAAUGGUAAUCGUGGACAUAUGCAUAGGAAACAUUUCCAAAGGCAGCAACCUACUCCACAACAGAUCCAUCCAGCUGAAGGGGGAGCACAACUGCCUUCACAACCAGGUUACUCUUCACAAUCUGUAUUGCAAGUUCAGCAUUGCAGUCAAGCACAAAAUCAGUUUAAAAGUACUGUUGCUCCUGCUGAUUCUACGGCGGCUUAUAGUUGGCCCUUACAAAACUCCUCAUCCCAGUCUCAACCACCAGCCAAUGCCCCGUCACAAAUAUUACAUGCAAUGCAAGGCAAUGGACAGUAUGGAUAUAUGCAAAAUAGCCAAGAAUAUAACCAGAUGUGGCAAUACUAUUACUACCAACAGCAGCAGCAGUUGCAACUACAACAACAUUAUCUUCAAUUGCAACAACAACCAUUUCAGCAAGAACAGUCCCAACAACAACAAAGUCAGCUGGGACAUCUUGAACCACAGCAACUGCAACAAUUGCAAUCUCAGUUGCAACAGCAGGUUCUGCAGCAGCAGCAAAACUUUCAACAGCAGCAGCAAGAUCAUCAUCCUGUUUAUAUACAGCAGCUGCAGCCAUCAAGACAGAGUCAGAGUAGUAGCAAUCCUGUAGCUGAGCAAGGGCUGGCAAUGGUGACAGCUCAGUCGCAGGACCAUGAAUCAACACAAUCACCGCAAGCAUGCAAACCUGGAGUGGUUUCUUCUCCUGUUCCACUGAAUUCCGAAGAAAAAUCUACCCCAGAAUAGUCAUAGUUCCAUGUAGUUUGACUGGUUUUUAAGUUUUAAACUUCAGUUUUCAGUUUUCACUGUGCAAGGAAUUAGACCACACUUCAUUCGAAUGUGAGAAUAUUUGUAGCUCCCAACCAAAGGAACGAAAUGAAAACUGUUUAUAAUAAUGUGUACAUUUUUUUUCUUUUUUGUGAUAAUUUACAUGCCUGUUUUGCCAGAAAAAGGUGGUUUUCUGACAUGAUAUACGCGAAAUAAGUUCAAUGUCAUGUACAAGGGAAAUUGAGCAAGGUCUUUUACUACCUCAUAAUCUUAGCGACGGAUUUCUAACACAUGCUACCAAGGUCUACUCUAUUCAAUACAUAGAUAUGGUGACCCAUAAAAUUUUGACGGACACGGUGGGCACA